CAGCAGCAGUAGGAGUUAACGAUGACAGGAAGUUCAAGGAGUCCGUCCGUGUCCAAGGGGGGCACGUCAAUAUUCCUCUCACACUCGCGCUCACUUAUUUUCAAGGCACGUGUUGCCAAACUCACUUCACUUUCUCAGUUCUCCACAAACAAGUUCCUAGCAUUUUUAAAUAAAUACAUGUACUACUAAAUGUAGUGUGAGUGUGGAUAACGGAGACAAAGAAACCAAAAGGAAGACGCUAGCGUUUUUCGGCGUUCGCACGCGAAGAGCGUCAGGACUGAGUGGCGCGUGACUGUUACUCAUAUGGAGCUGUGUUCGCACGAGCGGUAAAUCCAGUGAGGAUGUCACCUCAUACUCAGCGGCGAGACUCUCGAGAAAGUUGCAAACUGAUAACUGGAGCAUCCAGCAUUGCUUAAUACAUUACGGUACAUGAAGCCAAGCCUCCAGACGCGUUGUUUAGCCAAAGCAAGCAGGAAUACUCCCUGAUGCGCACAAGCUGGGAAAACUGUUGAAUCCUUUUAAUUAAAAAGUGGGAUAUUAGGAUUCGAAACGGAGUGAGUACAUUGGGUGCGUUAUUUUUGAUGUCUCCGGUCAGCACAGCUGUAAAGGUUUCAACUUCCUGUGAUACAAUCACACCAUGCCUGAGGGGGCGGGCCGCGACAACCAGAAAAAAAACAGCAACCAAGCUGCCAAGCGCCCCUCCUCUGUGUCCUCGCUGAGUGGGAUUGUGAGCCGCAUGGCCUCCUCAGGGGGCGCGUCCCGUGGUAGCUGCACCUCUGUUAACACGGUGUGCUCUGACAGUGACCGUGGAGCCAGUCUCAGCUCCUCUGCCUCGUCUGUCUCACUGCAGGAUGGGCACUCUUCCUCUUCUUCCUCAUCGCUCCCCUACGGAGCCGUGCCGGCCUACCUCGGGCCGCAGCAUAAUGGCUCCGACAUCAGCCUGGACCUCACCCCUCUCUCCCUGCUGACAGGAGCCAGUCCCCUCCCUGCCUCCACAGCACCGCAGCCCAAACUCACUCGUCUGGAGAGGGUGGCUCUGGAGAUAGUGGAGACUGAGCAGGCCUACGUGAGGGACCUCAAGAGCAUUGUGGAGGACUAUCUUGGCUGCAUUAUUGACUGUGGCGACUUGCCUCUCAAACCCGAAGAGGUCAGCACCCUCUUCUGCAACAUCGAGGACAUCUAUGAGUUUAACAGUGAGCUUUUGGAAGAUCUGGAACGUAGUCCACAUGCGGCUGCCAUAGCAGAGUGCUUUGUGGAGAGGAGUGAAGCUUUUGACAUUUAUACCAUAUACUGCAUGAAUUACCCCAACUCAGUAACAGUCCUGCGGGACUGCAUGAAGAACGAGAGCCUGGUGCGCUUCUUCCACGAAAGGCAGGCCACUCUGUGUCACUCAUUGCCUCUAGAGACUUACCUGCUGAAACCAGUGCAAAGAAUUCUUAAAUAUCACCUCCUGCUGCAGGAACUAUCCAAACACUUUGAUAAAAGUGAUCCAGGGUAUGAGGUGGUCGAAGAUGCCAUUAUAACCAUGACAGCAGUUGCCUGGUACAUCAAUGACAUGAAGAGGAAACAGGAACAUGCAGUCAGACUGCAGGAGAUUGAGAGCUUGUUGCUGAACUGGACAGGGCCUGAUCUUAGUGGUUUUGGAGAGCUGGUACUUGAAGGUUGCUUCCGGGUUCAGCGUGUGAAAAAGGAAAGAGCUUUCUUUCUUUUUGACAGAAUGCUUCUCAUUGCCAAGAAGAGGUUGGAUCAUUUCAUAUACAGCACUCACAUCUUUUGCUGUAAUCUGCUCUUAGUGGAAAACAUGAAGGAUCCCCUCUGUUUUAAGGUGUCUGACCAAACAAUCCCAAAACAGCAGCACAUUGUUCAGGCUAAAAACCAGGAGGAGAAGCGGCUGUGGCUACAUUACCUCAAAAGGAUGAUAGUGGAAAACCAUCCUGCAUCCUUACCCCAAAAAGCAAGGCAGGUUCUUGGUGACAACUUCUGUCAGUCCCCACAGUUUGAUCUGGAACCGAUAAGGAAACCAAUGCCUUCUCCACGACUGGAUGAUGUUCAUAACUACCACAGAGGAAGAAGGCAAUCAGAGCCACCAGAGUUCAUCUACACCCCAGAGAAAGCCAGGAAAAGCCUUCCCCUCCUCCUAGAGGGUAACCUGCCAUACAAGCGUGGGAGGAGACAGUCUGCUCCUGCCAAAGAUAUAGAAGCUGCAUUCCAGCAAAGUGUAAUGGUAUUGUUUCAGAAGUGA
This is a messenger RNA of Carassius carassius (crucian carp), 2242 nucleotides long. RefSeq names its product pleckstrin homology domain-containing family G member 2-like. The record is from RefSeq and is a predicted model, not a curated record. The coding region runs from base 638 to 2242 and encodes 534 amino acids. The transcript has 16 exons. Lineage: Eukaryota; Metazoa; Chordata; Actinopteri; Cypriniformes; Cyprinidae. Gene Ontology annotation, molecular function: guanyl-nucleotide exchange factor activity.